UUGACAGGAGAGCACAAAGCUAAAGAGAAACAAAAAGAAAACCAAAAAAACAAAGAGGGCUCAAAAGCUAAGAUUGUGGAGCAAACAAAGCUCCUCAAUCCAAAAUGGCCGAUCAAAGCCUCUGAAGAAAAGAGAAAGCUGAGGGUUUGAUUUCCCGAAAUUUGCAAGAGAGUCAGCAAAAGAAUUAAGAUCUCUGGAGAUGGUGUGGAUGGAUGCAAGAGAGUCAGCAAAAGAAUUUCUUGAUAUUCUUAUCAGUCAUCACCACACACUGAACUCUCUUGGAAGACUUGGACUAAGCAACCUGGGAAAUGUCCCCGGUUGAUUUCCAAGUAGAAUUAUCAAACUUGAUUUUUCUCAUAAAUAAUAUAGACUUAGUAAAUCAUGUAUUUCUACCCUAUUAUUAAAUCCAUUACUCUCGGAAUGCUAUGCUAAGAGUGACUCUUGACUCUUGACUGGUGACAUGCAAACUGGUCUUUCACUCUUGCUUGACUCAAGAAACAGAAAAAAAAAAUGGAGCUUCGAAAUGGCGGUUGAACUUGAGUUGAGAAAUGUAUGCAUGGCAUGUAUGCUGUGCGCCUAUAUAUUAUAUAUACUUGAUGAUAUUAUAAGUCUGACAGUCAGUCUCACAGCUCAACUUAUUCAUCUCAUCUCUCUCUCGUGUUACGCCGACCACCACCACCAUGAUGUGUUCACAUCACCGGGGUGGCUCCUUCUCCUUCCUCUUUUCCAUUCCAUCAUGCUUCUUCUUCUUGUUCAUAUUAGUGCUAUUAUCCUUAUCAAGCUCCUCCUCAUCAACUAAUGCACUCAGCGCCCAUUCACAACAAUGUCUGGACCUUCUCGACCUCAAAAAAGGUUUCAUCAAGCUCAAUGAAAGCGACUACUACUACUACCACGGGCCUGCAACAACUUCACUUCCGCACUGGCAUGCUGGCACAAACUGCUGCGGGUGGGAAGGAGUCAGCUGCGACAAAGCAUCCGGUCUCGUUGUCUCUCUUGACCUCAGCGAGAGGUAUAUGGGAGGCAACAUUAUGCCCUCCCUUUUCAACCUCACCUCCAUCCAAACACUCAAUCUUGCCUACAAUGACUUCAAUCAGAGUGCCACCCUGCUUUCGGAUUUCGACAAACUGGCUAAUCUCACACAUCUCAAUCUUUCUCAUUCCGGACUGCUGGCAGGCCAAGUCCCCAUGGGCAUCUCUCGCCUUACAAAGCUCAUAUCUUUCGACCUCUCCUCAUAUUCGUAUGGCCCAUAUGCUUUGAAGCUGGAGAAGCCUGAUCUUGGUACUCUCAUCAGAGACCUUUCUAAUUUAAAAGAGCUCUAUUUGGAUGGAGCCAAUAUCUCUUCUAGUGGGACGGAGUGGUGUCAUGCCAUCUCUGACCCCGCUCCUGGCCUUCAAGCUCUCAGCUUACGAGACUCUUCACUCUCUGGACCGAUUGACAGCUCACUAUCCAAGCUCCGGAAUUUAUCAAUUCUUCGCCUUCAUGGUAACGAUCUUUCGUCCCAAGUGCCAGACUUCUUUGCAAAUUUUUCUUCUUUAACUGAACUAAGUCUCAGUGAGUGUGGGCUUCAAGGUGUGUUUCCGACUGGCGUGUUUGAACUCUUGAGCUUGAAGACACUUGAUCUUUCAUUUAAUCCGAUGCUAGCAGGGUUUCUCCCAGAAUUCCCAUUAAAUAGCUCUUUGGAGACAUUGACUAUUUACCAUACGAAUUUCUCUGGGAGUUUGCCAAAUUCUUUGGGAAACUUGGAAUCCUUGAUAUACUUGGAUCUUUCUGAUUGUAAUUUCUCAGGGUCAAUACCUUGGUCGAUUGGGAAUCUCAGUGAAUUGGUUUCUUUAGACCUCUCCUCUAAUUAUCUCUCCGGGUACCUGCCACUAAUGCUUGCUGGUUCAAAAUUUUCAACCAUUGAUCUUUCUUCUAAUUACUUUAUUGGGCAAAUCCCAAGCAGUCUCGGUCAUGCACAUCACCUUACAUCACUUCAUCUAGAGGACAACUUAUUGACUGGAUCUAUCCCCAUGUCUUUGUUCACACUUCCAAUAUUAGAGGAGUUAUAUCUAUCUGACAACAAGCUCUCUGGUCAACUGCAAGAAUUCACAAAUGCAUCUUCUAUAUUGCAAUAUGUUGAUCUACCUGGCAAUAAUCUCGGUGGGAAGCUCCCAAAAUCACUUGUUAAUCUCUCUGCUCUCAUCUCACUUGAUUUAAGUUCAAACAACUUUGAUGGUUCAGUGGUGGGAUUAGAGUUGUUUGGCCACCUUCAAAAUCUCACAUACUUGGAUCUUUCAGGCAUUGACUUGUCAAUCUCUGACCGAAAUGUUGGUUCUUCUCUUCUGUUUCCAUCUCUCGAUACCUUGAUAUUGCAAUCUUGCAAUCUGAUGGCUAUCCCAUCUUUCUUGAAGUAUAAGGAGAAUAUGGAACUCCUAGACCUUUCAAACAAUAGAAUUCAUGGGAUUAUACCCAAGUGGAUAUGGAGCAAUGGGAGCUACGGCGGGUCUAUGAAUUUAUCUUGCAACUUAUUUACUGAUAUUGAGAGGCCACGUCCUGAUCCUCUAACGAUGAUGAGCAUUAACAGCCUUGAUCUACAUUCUAAUAUGCUUCAAGGACAAAUUCCCCUUCUCCAAUCACAAUUUUUGGAUUAUUCAAACAACUAUUUCACUGGUUCCAUUCCGGUUAAUAUAUCUGCUUACCUGCUUGACACUUCUUUUUUUUCUUUGGCCAACAACAAUCUCACUGGAGAAAUCCCCACAUCCAUUUGUCAUACAAAUCUUAGAGUCCUUGAUCUUUCAAACAAUAGCUUGAGUGGUUCAAUCCACAAAUGUUUGUUAGAGAGCCUUUCUAAUUUGCAGGUACUUAACCUUAGAAGGAAUCAAUUUCAAGGAAUCCUUCCUCGAAACAUCAACUCAAGUUGCUCGUUGGUAAUAAUCAAUUUUUAUGGAAACCAGUUGGAGGGAGAAAUACCAAAGUUUUUAGCCAAAUGUGAACAACUUCAGUUUCUAGAUAUUGGAAGCAAUAAAUUAGCAGACUCUUUUCCAUAUUGGUUAGGAAACCUUCCCGCAUUGAAAGUCCUUGUUCUCAGGGAAAAUAAAUUUUAUGGAUACUUCGAAUGUCCUCUUGUAGCGUCUGUGGGCAAUCACACUUUUGAAGUUAUGCAAAUCUUAGACAUUUCGUCUAACAACUUCACUGGCAAUCUACCAUUGGAUUGCUUCACAAGAAUGAAGGCUAUGAUGAUUCAUCGAGAAGGGGAUGGAACAAUUGGAUUCUCAUAUAAUAGUGCCGACCUAGUGAAAUAUAAUAACUUGAAAUUAAAUAAGAAUCAAGCGAGACCUGUUACGCGAUCGUGUCUGCUAAUCUACGCUUGUCCUUCAGACGGCUCUUAUAAUCCAGCAUCAACAUAUUAUGAGGACCUAGUUACAAUAGUUGCAAAGGGGUAUAAGAGGGACCAAACAAAGAUUCCAGCAACGACUUCAUACAUUGAUGUCUCCAACAACAGAUUAGAAGGCACUUUACCUGAAGUGAUUGGGGAUCUUAAGUCACUUAAUUUCUUGAACAUGUCACUAAAUGCUUUCAAGGGCCAUAUUCCUCAAGUUUUUGGAAAUUUAAGGGAACUAGAGUCUUUGGAUCUCUCAGGAAAUCAACUCUCCGGUGAGAUUCCAAACUCUUUAACCUCCCUAACAUUCUUGUCUGUCCUGAAUCUAUCAAACAACAACUUAGUAGGAAGGAUACCACAAGGAAACCAGUUCAACACGUUUCCCAAUGCUUCAUUUGAAGGAAAUCCUGGACUUUGUGGCUUCCCGUUAUCAAGACACUGUGUUAAUUCAACAAGCAUGGAGCCUUCUACAGAUCUCAACAACGCAUCUCAUGAACUCGACAUGGAAGAGAUCUGGAUCUGGAUGUUCAGAGGGUUAGGGUUCGGAGUGGGAUUUGCAUUGGCCAUUUUCCAUCAACUGUUGUUUACCAAACUCAAAAUAUGGUACAAGAGGAGGUUCAGGUAAAAACUCAAUCCCAUUUUUUUUUUUUUUCAACUAGCAAAUAAGGGUGUUUUUCUUAAAUUGCCUGUUGUUGUAGUAUUGUACUUUGGUUUAUGUCUAUUGCAUCACUGUAAAAAUUACUUUUACUUUGUCAUGUAAUAAGAUGUGUCAUAAGAUAUCUAUACUAAUGAGAUUUGUUCU
Messenger RNA from Dioscorea cayenensis subsp. rotundata (Guinea yam), 4160 nucleotides. RefSeq names its product receptor-like protein 7. Lineage: Eukaryota; Viridiplantae; Streptophyta; Magnoliopsida; Dioscoreales; Dioscoreaceae. Bases 681 to 3983 code for a protein of 1100 amino acids. Gene Ontology annotation, molecular function: protein binding. The record is from RefSeq and is a predicted model, not a curated record. The transcript has a single exon.